Molecule: messenger RNA, 981 nt
Organism: Neoarthrinium moseri
Lineage: Eukaryota; Fungi; Ascomycota; Sordariomycetes; Amphisphaeriales; Apiosporaceae
Exons: 3
Coding region: 1-981 (326 amino acids)
Molecular function (GO): NAD binding; NADP binding; oxidoreductase activity, acting on the CH-OH group of donors, NAD or NADP as acceptor
Source: RefSeq, a predicted model, not a curated record
AUGGACUCGUUCCCUAUAGCAGGAUGGAUCGGCUUGGGAAGCAUGGGCACUGGGAUGGCCAAAAACAUCCAGGCGCAUCUCGCCAGGAGCUCGGCACAGCCAUUAAGGGUCUUCAACCGAACGGCAUCUCGCUGUAUUCCGUUGGAGGAGUCUGGCGCCAGGCGCUGUGAGUCGAUUGCACUACUUGCGCAGGAUUGCAAAGUCAUCUUCCUAUCUUCAAGCGCCGACGAGGCAGUUUUGUCCAUUGUCGAGCAGAUCAUCGAGUCGGGGGACGUUGAGGGAAAGAUUGUCGUCGACACGACUACGGUCCACCCAGACACUUCAAAGGUAGUCUCGGCAAGAUUAGCUAGGCAAGGGGCACAGUUUGCUGCGAUGCCUGUCUUUGGGGCUUCACCAGCCGCCGCUUCUGGGACGCUCCUGGCGGCAUUUGCCGGACCACAAGAUGUCCUGGAUUUGCUUUCGCCAUUGCUGAAAGGUGUUAUUGCCCGUGAGGUCCUUGUUGUCGGCACGGAGCCCGAAAAAGCACUCCUUCUGAAAACCACAGGAAACUUGAUGAUGGCUUCGCUGAUGCAAGUGGUAGCCGAAGCACAUGUCUUUGCAUCGAAGGCGGGUCUGCCAGAGGCCACACUCGAGAGACUAUUAGAGCUCAACUUUGGUCCUGUAGCCUAUUUGGACUCAGUUAGGAUGACCACGGGUGUAUACUGUCCUGGGCGGGGCGGGGCGCCGUGGUCUGACUUGAAUCUUGCGAUCAAGGAUGUAGGGCACGCAAUUGAGAUUGCUGACAAGAAAGGCGUCAGCCUGAAAGCUGGAAAGGCCGCCUUCGAGGGACUGGGUAAGGCCAAGGAAUGGGCGAAUGGGGAGGGGAAAGUCGACGGUACUGACCGAACACUAGACUCCACCAGCUUGUAUGGAAUCGUAAGGCAGGAAAGUGGACUGGAUUUUGAGAGCGACUUGGUCAAAGCGAGCGAUAGUCAAUCCUGA